This is a messenger RNA of Penicillium antarcticum, 3309 nucleotides long. RefSeq names its product ATP-dependent helicase dcl2. Gene Ontology annotation, cellular component: nucleus; RISC complex; cytoplasm. Lineage: Eukaryota; Fungi; Ascomycota; Eurotiomycetes; Eurotiales; Aspergillaceae. Gene Ontology annotation, biological process: siRNA processing. Bases 1 to 3309 code for a protein of 1102 amino acids. Gene Ontology annotation, molecular function: RNA binding; ribonuclease III activity. The transcript has 4 exons. The record is from RefSeq and is a predicted model, not a curated record.
AUGCGCGAUUUCUAUCACGCGGCCCAUGCGGCUAGGCCAGAGAAGUCAACCCUUCCCAGCAUCCUUGGCCUCACAGCCUCAGUUGAUGUAGCUAAAAUCCCGGAGCUCGAGCAAAACCUGAAUGCAACCUGUCGAGCCCCGUUGGUUCAGCAUCAAGAACUGACGAAGAACGUUCCUUAUCGAAAUCUUACUAAGAUCCUCUUCAUCCAAAGUAACUGUGGCACAGUGGUCCCGCCUUCCUAUCUGGACACACUGGAAGGGACGGUCAUCCAUUUACGUGAACACGGCAAAAUCGAAGGUUAUAGCAUCCCUAGUGAACUCUCUAAGAUCCCUUCGAAAGCGCGUGCUAUUUGGUAUCAUCUAGGUGCGUGGGCUUUACGACACUUCUUGACAAAGAGUCUUCAGCAGGUUGCCCAACAGAUUACUGAACACGAAAACACUUCCUCCGCUCCGUCAUGUAAUCAAAGAUUUAUAGCUUUGAGAGCUGCACUGAACAGUAUUGUGGAAGGUGUUGAUGUCCACCUACAGUCGACUGGCAGCAUUUCUGAUAAAGUAAAACGGCUCCUAUCAUUUUUAAGAGCAAGAGGCCACGCAGAAUUUUCGGGUGUCAUUUUCGUUCGAGAAAGAGUAACCGCUUAUGUCCUAGCGGCGCUGCUUAAUGCCCACCCAUUGACGCAAAGUGCGUUCCGAUGCGCGCCCUGUGUGAGCAGCUCUGUUCGAUGUGAGUCUUUGUCUGUUGAAAGGAACGAAGACGUGAUUCUACAGUUCCGCAGCGGCCUGAAGAAUCUUAUUAUUGCUACCAGCGUGCUAGAAGAAGGUAUUGAUCGUCCAGCAUGCCACCUUGUCAUUUCAUUUGAUACCCCGGACAAUAUUACAUCGUUCAUACAGCGCCGAGGUCGAGCACGACAGGGCCUUUCCGAAUUUGCUGUCAUGGAAGCAAAAGAUGUACAAACAAUUUCCGCGUCUUCAAAGCAAUAUAGCGACCUCGAACUUCAGAUGCAGGGUAUAUGUUUGGACCAUAAACGAAGCCAUCAGGGGUUAGAGGUGGACGACACAGAAUCGGACGAGGUCUUUCUGCAACUACGGUUACACACAGGUGCCCUGCUGACCAGCGAGAAUGCCAUACCUCAUCUGCAUCAUUUUUGCACAACCUUGCGAAGCGAAACACUUGGCGAAACCCAUCCCACAUUUUCCUACAAGAAGAAUGAUGAAGGUCUGACACAAUCAACGGUCUAUCUGCCGAGCGGCAUCGACCGUUCUCUACGGAUAGUAGAUGGUCACCAUUGGUGGGGAACAAAGCAGUCCGCCCGACAAGAUGCCGCCUUUCAGGCUAUGCGUGUCUUGCAUGGUCAAGAUCUCAUAGAUGACCAUCUUCUUCCUUUAUUUUCGAACAAUCCAUCGACUAGUGAGAUCCAGGAAACAGCUAUUCUGGCAGAGCUCCCCCAAGUGGAAAAUCUGAUCAACUUUUGGAGAGGCAUCCCGGGGCUUUGGACAGAAAGAAUGCUGUACAAGUGCCGCAUCAAUUUCGCCGCGAACGGGAAAGACCGACCGGAACUUACAAUGGCGCUUUUUACGCCUGUCAAGCUGCCGGUGAAGGAAGAUCUAGAUCUUUAUUGGGAUGAUCAAACCACAAUCACUGUUACCUUGCACCCUUUCAAUAUCGAAACUGCAGUUUCACCGUUCUCCAGAUGCCUCAUGCGGGAGAUAACGACCCUACUCUUCCAAUCGACGCACGCAAGUUCUGCACGAGAACAGUAUCCAGACUUUUUGCCCUUUUUUACCCCAGACCUUCCUUUGCAAGAUUUAGAAGAAUGGCUCAGUGUCAACCAAGGAUCCAUCGCUAUCCGUGGGGGCCGAAAUAAAAUACCGGUUCUUGCGCCAUCAGGUUUUAUCCGCAGCCCUAGCCUUCAUUUUACUCCCCAUGUUUUUGUGAGAUGGAUUCGGAGGCCAGAUCCUGAGGGGCUUCUUAUUGAAUGCCGAAGAUUUGGAAAGAGGAAAAAUCUGCUUGAGCGAGGUUCAUUAUCUCACAGAACCCCACGCGACUCCGAGUCGUUCAAUACAAUCCGUGUAGCGGCCACGGAAUGCACACUUGAUUUCCUGCCUUGGGAGCUGAGUCUGGCCAGCCUCGCAAUCCCGCCAAUCAUACAGCUUCUGCAUCAACACCUGAUGGCAAGUGAAAUACAAGUCAAGAUGUUCAAAGAUCUGCCUAUGAUCGGCUCCAGCUAUCUCAAAGACGCAAUCACAGCUCCUUCUUCUCAAUGGCCCAGCAAUUACCAGCGGCUGGAAUUUUGGGGUGACUCUAUCCUUAAAUGUGUGGUCGCUGUACAUGCCUUUUCUCAAUAUCCUUUGUGGCACGAAGGUUAUCUGUCAAGCUUUAAGGACCAACUCGUCUCGAAUGAGAGGCUAACGUGCGCAGCCGCAAGUGCUCAUCUAGAAAGGUUUAUCUGUACUGAAUUUAUCACACAAAAGCAUCCUAUAUUUUCACCAAUCUUGAAUCAAUAUCAAAAUAGAACACUUCCUAGGAAGGUUUUCGCGGACGUGGUCGAAGCGCUCACCGCAGCUGCCUACGAAUGUGGUGGAAUAUCGCUCUCCCAGCAGCUUCUUGGCAUAUUUCUCCCGGAACUUUCCAACAUCUCAACCGAGUCAGAAUGCACACAAACAGAAGACCACACCUUUCCGAUCCACUUAGAAGAGAAGAUUGACCUGUUGCUUGCCUUCAAGUUCCAAAACCGGGCUCUGAUUUGGGAAGCACUCACACACCCAUCAUGGCAAAGAGACAACACAACUGGGUCUUAUCAGCGGCUUGAGUUUCUGGGAGAUGCCGUUCUUGACUUUCUUGUUUCAAAGAACCUGUACAAUCGGCACCCCAAACUUGCGGAAGGUCAAAUGACGGAGCUUCGAGCUGCCACGGUCAAUGCCGACUUCUUAGCCUUCCUUUGCAUGGAGCUCACCUUGACCGAGCCACACUGUUCGAAGCCAAGUUCGAUACUGGAUGAUUUCGAAACGAGCAUUCUGUCGAAAAAUACUUCUUUGUGGAUGUUCAUGCGUCACGAUGCUCCAGAAAUCAUCAAAUCUCAGGCUUCAUGCAGCGAGCGGUAUCGAAUACUCCGUGAUAAGAUCAAGCGGAAUCUAAACAAUGAUGUUUCGUAUCCCUGGGCCACGCUCGCUCAAUUGGCACCACCCAAGUUCUACUCCGAUAUUAUCGAGAGCACCAUCGGAGCAAUCUUUAUAGAUACCGGAGGCUGUAUAGAUGCAUCCCUCACCCAAACCCAACGAAACUUCACUGUCGGUUGCAUGGGCCUCAUUUAA